Messenger RNA from Klebsormidium nitens, 1169 nucleotides. NCBI's taxonomy places the organism in Eukaryota, Viridiplantae, Streptophyta, Klebsormidiophyceae, Klebsormidiales, Klebsormidiaceae. The record is from the annotation of a GenBank genome assembly.
UUUGGUUCGGCAAAUUGGCAUAAACAUUGUGCAAGGGCUACAAGCUGUGGCCCUGGCGCCAACGCAUCAGAUGCAGCAGCAGGAGAUCCUGAACAUUGCAAUGCAGAAGAGCUGUGUGCACUGUGCACCUCAGCAGCACCUGUGUGUUUGCAAUGGUUGAAAUUCGAGCAACUGGUUAGGCUGCAUCUUAUGAGUAUGAGCCAUGACAGGUUCUCCAGUUUGUUGGGUGAGCUGAUUCAGGGUACGUCCUAGCAGAUGUGUUUGCACUGCUCGAUCCAAAAAAGCACGUCAUUAACAAUAGGGAUGAGGAGAGCGCCUGUCAUUCUGUAGCUUUUCAUCGAUACAGGAAUGCGACGAAGUGCUCCUUUAAUGCCAGGACAUGAUCUGUGACUGGUUGGCAGAAUAGAUACUUAGCUUUGAAAAAGAAGGGGGGCGCGCAGUGAAACGAAUGAGAUAACCUUCUCAAGGAAGCCUUCAGAUCGUCAAUUCUUCCAUUGAGCUGUCAUCCUGCUGGAAAACUGCUGGUUCAAGCCGCUGUGACAUAGCUCCAAUUAAUCUGAGAAAUAGCAGGAGGGACCAUGGCGACCAACACUGGAAAAGCAGUCACAAUGGAGUCUCGAAUUCUGCAGAGUGAAGAGAUUCUCAGGGCAAAGCAAGAGCAGAUACGGAAAUUCAUUGAGGCUAAUUAUGGGCAGAUCCUUGACCGACAGAAAGAGAUUCAACAAGUGGAGGCUGAAUUGGCGGCUCUGCAGAUGGAAGCCAAACAGACUGUAAACCCAAGAAAACAAGCUUUGGAGUUUCUUCGCAAGAAGAUCGAACAACAAGGCGAGAGGACCUCGCAAGCAAAAGCAAAAGAAGUACAAACAAAGAAGGCUUACGAGGAUGCCGUACAAAUAGCGCGUGCUGAGGAGCAAGAAAAGGAGAAGCUGUCCAAUGAGCUGCAAGCGCUAGUUCAGGAGACAGCUUCCUCCCAGCUCGAACGGCUUGAACAACUGACCCGGCGUUUGGAGCUCCUUAGCGGAGGAGCGCACUCGCUUCUUCAAGCUUCAUCGCAAGAUGGCAAUAAGAGUUCGGAAACCCAGCAGGCGGAACUGCCACCGAAAGCCUCAGAUAGAAGUACAGCUACACCUACAGAAUCCAGUAAAGUCAACUACAAACUAGACGAAUGA